Gossypium raimondii (Peruvian cotton) is the source of this 2625-nucleotide messenger RNA. RefSeq lists its product as uncharacterized. The transcript is spliced from 2 exons. The record is from RefSeq and is a predicted model, not a curated record. Lineage: Eukaryota; Viridiplantae; Streptophyta; Magnoliopsida; Malvales; Malvaceae. The coding region runs from base 77 to 709 and encodes 210 amino acids.
UUAACAUUAAUAAUAAUACUUUUUCUUCUUUAAAUGUGUUCAGGUCCAAUGAUCAUCAUAAAAGCCCAAACCUCCAAUGAUCAUCCCAAACACCUCAUAUGUGCUUAAGAAUGGACAAAGUGCAGGGACUAGUGGUAUACCAAGGCCUAACGGGUUUAUUGAUGACUCUUUAAAAGAUGGACAGGCUCAAUCUGUCUCUGAACAGGAAAAAUAUGUAGCUAUCGUUUCGGCUGGAAAUUUCGCUCGUGGAGCGGUGGAUUUGGGCAAAUCGAUGCUCUCUGUUCCUGCUGGUUUCAACAAUACAAACUCCCUCCAUUUUAAUCCAGCAUUUGAAGACGUGGCAGCAAUAGCGGUUACCAUAAAUGAAGCCUUGCUCGAUAGUAAUAACCACACAGCAGUUACUUUCCAAGGAACUUCCAUUUCGAAAAUGGAUGGGGUGAAGGGCGUUAAUGAAAAUUCCGAUCCAGGGAUUUCUUUUAAUUCGGGUAUUGGUCGGGUCAGCGGAGGAAAAACAAGGGGAUCUAAGGGCGAUCGGAAAAGUAACAAAACUCUCAAGGGGCCAAGUAAUCGAUUCAAGGCAAUGGGUUGUGCAAAUUCGAAAUUUCCACAAAUUCUUCGUGAAUAUAGCAAAGAAUUUAAACUGAAUAUUCUUAGUUUGCUCGAACCGAGAGUCGGGAAGUAUUUGGCUUGGAUGGAAGGAGUCCAUUGAUGUUGAGUUGAUGUGGAAUCAUCCACAAUUUAUUUUGACUCGUAUUUCGUCUGUACUACAGUCACGACCGUUUUUUAUCGGUUUCAUUUAUGGUAGCCCAGACAGACAGAAAAGGAGACUUCUUUGGAGGGAUUUAAGGUUAUCUAUCCCUUCAAGACAUUUCCCUUGGUUGGCUAUUGGGGAUUUCAACGCCAUUCUAUUGGCAGAGGAAACGAAAGGCGGUCAAGUGGCUGGUCAAAGGUGCCCUCUUUUUUGGGGAUUUUAUGGGUACAACUCAAGUUCAUGAUUUGGGUUUGAAGGGAUUCCCUUUCACUUGGCAUCGGGGUACACUUUUUGAGUGUCUUGAUCAGGCUCUAGGUAAUGAUGCUUGGAUAAAGUUCUUUCCUAAUUGCAUGGUGUCUCAUCUCCCAAGAAUUAAGUCAGACCACAAGCCUAUUUUACUUGUUCAACAGCCGAGCUUAUCUUUACCUAAAGGUAGGCCUUUUUGGUUUUUAGCCAAUUGGUUAGAGUACCCAAGUUUUCAGGAAUUUCUUUUAGAUAACUGGAGUUUUGAUGGUGACAUGACGAGUUCUCUCACGCAUCUCACUUAAAGGCUUAGGGACUGGAACAAAUGUGUCUAUGGGAAUAUCAGUACUCGUAAAAAGUAUUUGAUUCAUAAACUUGCAAGUAUUCAACAUGCAAUGGACUUUUUUGGUUCUAUUAAUUUGGCUCACCGUGAAUUAGAGACUCGAGAGGAACUAAAGAAUGUUCUCUAUCAUGAGAAGUUACCGUGAAAGUAGAAAUAGAGAUGUGAUUGGUUAAACUUGGGAAACUGUAAUACUAAAUAUUUUCAUAUGCGUACAAUUUAGAGAAGAAAAUAUAAUAGUAUAACGACCCUACGAAACUUAGAAACUUAGAUGGUGACUAAAUUUUUGAAGCUGAAUUUUUAAAAUAGGAGGUUGUUGCGUUUUUUCUAAAGUUGUAUGGUGAGAUACCUGAACCUAUGGGGAUUUUACCUCUGAGUGGCUUCCCACAACUAGAAACUUCGAUUAUUGAAUUUCUUGAAAGACCUGUUCUAGAUUAGGAGAUCAAAAGUGCACUAUUUGAUAUGGCACCAUUAAAAACACCAGGCAAUGAUGGCUUUCACGCUUUGUUUUUCCAUAAGUAGUGGGAUAUUAUUGGAGGAGCAAUCUAUAAUUGGGUUAGAAAGAUUUUUUAGGGAAACAGUAUUGACUCGGAGCUAAAUAGUACCCUAAUUGUUCUUACCCCUAAAGUUGCAAACCCAGAAAGCUUCACACAAUUCUGAUCGAUAAGCCUCUGUUCUGUUUUAUAUAAACUUGUGAUAAAGGUCAUAGCGAAUAGGUUCAAGGUUGUCUUCCCAAAGAUCAUUAGCCAAGAGCAAGCGAGGUUUAUUGCAGGAAGUAUUGUUGAUAAUGUAAUUAUCGCUCCAGAAGUUCUACAUACCAUGAGAAGUAAGGGCACGGUGGAAUGGAUGGCAGUCAAAAUUGAUUUGGAGAAGGCUUACGACAGUGUUUAUUGGGAUUUUGUAAAAGCCUCUCUUAGAGCUACAGCUAUCCCUAAUUUCCUAAUCCAGGUUAUCAUCUCGACGUCUACUAUACAAGUGUUAUGGAACAAAGUCCCUACCGAAAUAUUCAAACCUGUUAAAGGGAUUUGUCAAGGAUGCCCCCUCUCCCCAUAUAUGUUCAUGUUGUGCAUGGAAUAGUUGGGCUACGAUUUUCAUUUGGCCAUCUCUUCUAGAGAAUAGAAUCCCAUUCGUUUAUCUCUAUGGGGACCUGCACUUUCACACUUAUUCUUUGCUAACAACCUAGUAAUCUUCAGCAAAGUAGAUUUGAAACAUAGCAAACUCUUUAAAAAUUUUCUUGGAAGUUUCUGUGUUUUUUCGAGUCACAAGGUUAAUGCCCAAAAAACUAAUGUAC